AUGAUAGCGGCACUUUCACGACUAGCUAGGCAGGAUUACGGGCUAAGUGGAAAAGCGCCUCGCACCGUCUACAAGAUGAGUGUGGAGCGUGCUAUCUGCUAUGCCUAUGGCGUUUGGUGGAAAGACACCACCAACGUUAGUCAGAGUAAGACAUUACUCACAAUCCAGCGUCCCGCUGCCCUGCGGAUCACGCGUGCAUACAGAACUGUGUUGACAGAUGCGGCCCUGGUCUUGGCCGGGCUGCUCUCUUUGCCUCUGGUCGCCAGCCAAAAGGCAGCCUUCUACAGAACAACAGUGGAAGGUAGAGAAACCAUGCAUUGUAAUCAGAAUACAGGUGUUGAAAUAUACACUGAUGGCUCAAAGGACGGCAGCUUGGUAGGCGCCGCAUACUGCGUCGACUCUGACGGAGUUGAAGUGUACUGUAGAUCGGUGAGAUUGAACGAGGAAGCGACCGUGUUCCAGGCGGAACUGGUGGCCCUAGAGGGGGCGUCCCAGUGGAUCCUACUACAUCUGGGUCCGGAGCCGGUCACGGUUUACUCGGAUAGCCAGUCGUCGUUACAGGCAUUGAGCGACGGGUACCAUCGUGACCCAUUGGUACAUGAGAUCAGAGGUAGGGUACUGAGGGCAAGGCACGCGCGACACGUUACCCUGUGGUGGGUAAGAGGCCACACCGGUGUCCUGGGCAACGAACGGGCCGAUCAGCUGGCAAAAGCGGGAGCCAGUGGCCCAUUUGUUACGAGGAUGGUUGAUCCCUCGACUACAUACAUAAAAAGUACUCUACUGCAAAAAUCGAUGACAAAUUGGCGAGAGCGCUGGACUCUAAGUACAGUAGGUAGGCCAACCUACACCUUCGUGCCUGUAGUUGGCCUCACUCCGAAUACUCCCAAAACUGANAGGCUGAAACAUUUCUAUGUGAAGAACAAUUUGGAUUCAGAAAAGGAAAAGGAACAAGGGAUGCCAUUGGCCACUUGA
Molecule: messenger RNA, 972 nt
Organism: Centruroides sculpturatus (bark scorpion)
Lineage: Eukaryota; Metazoa; Arthropoda; Arachnida; Scorpiones; Buthidae
Exons: 3
Coding region: 1-972 (323 amino acids)
Biological process (GO): DNA replication, removal of RNA primer
Molecular function (GO): RNA-DNA hybrid ribonuclease activity; nucleic acid binding
Source: RefSeq, a predicted model, not a curated record